Molecule: messenger RNA, 3508 nt
Organism: Dromaius novaehollandiae (emu)
Lineage: Eukaryota; Metazoa; Chordata; Aves; Casuariiformes; Dromaiidae
Gene: HDAC6
Product: histone deacetylase 6
Biological process (GO): negative regulation of transcription by RNA polymerase II
Cellular component (GO): histone deacetylase complex
Molecular function (GO): transcription factor binding; zinc ion binding; histone deacetylase activity
Source: RefSeq, a predicted model, not a curated record
CUCCCGGCGGCCGCCGACGUCAUCGCCGCGCGCCGCGCGCGCGCCCGUCGCGCGGGGGGAGCAGGCCCCUCCCCCUCCCGCGAUGCCCCCGGGCUGCGGCCGCCCCCCCCCCACGCGCUGACGGAGCCCCGCCCCCGCGGGCGCCAUGGGCCGGGCGGGGCGCCGCGCCCCCCGGCACAGCCCGGGGCUGCCCGAGGCCAAGCGCCGGGGCCGGGCCCGGAGGAUGAACAAGGAGGAGGAGCUGGAGGCGGGGCUACAGCGCCUGGAGCUGGGCGCGGAGGGGCCGGUGGCCACGGGGACGGGGCUGGUCUACGCCGAGCCGGCGGCGGCUGCCUGCUGCCCCCGCGAUGAGAGUGCCCCCCAGGGCCCGGCCCCGCUGGCGGCCGUCUGGGCCAAGCUGCAGGAGUUCGGCCUGGUGGAGCGCUGCGUCCGCGUGGAGCCCCGCUUGGCUACUGAUGAAGAGCUCUUGCUGGUCCACAGCCCCGAGGCGCCGGCGCUGACGCAGACGACGGCGGAGGGGAGCUCGGCGGCGGCGGCCUUCCCGUCCCCGGCGGCGGCGGCGGGGGGGGCGCGGCUGGCGGCAGGGGCACUGCUGGCGCUGGUGACCAAGGUGGUGGCCGGGGAGCUGCGCAACGGGCUGGCGCUCGCCCGCACCCCCGGGCCGCGGGCGCAGCGCGACGCCCCGGAUGCCGACGCCGUGGCCGUGGCCGUGGCCGCCCGCUUCGCCCAGCGCCGCCUCGGGGCCCGGCGCGUGCUGCUCGUGGACUGGGACGUGCGGCCCGGCCGGGGCACCCAGCGCCUCUUCGAGGACGACCCCAGCGUGCUGUGCUUCUCGGUGCACCGGGGCGAGGGCGGCCCCCCCGGGUCCCCCCCAACCGCCUCCGGCUGCGGCGCCGUGGGCCGGGGCCGGGCCGAGGGCUUCACCAUCAACCUGCCCUGGGACCAGCCCGGCAUGACGGACGGCGACUACCUGGCAGCCUUCCUGCGCCUGCUGCUGCCCGUGGCCCUGGAGUUUCAGCCGCAGCUGGUGCUCGUCGCCGCCGGCUUCGGCGCCCUCGUCGGGGACCCCCAGGGGGGGAUGAGCGUGACGCCCGGCUGCUUCGCCCACCUCACCCACCUGCUCAUGGCGCUGGCCGGGGGCCGCCUGGUGCUCUCCCUGGAGGGGGGCUGGGAGCCGCGGGGCCUGGCGCAGGGGCUCGGCGCCGUGCUGGGGACCCUGCUGGGGGACCCCUGCCCCCCCUCCGCCCCCGCCGUCCCCAGCGCCAGCGGGCUGGCCUCGCUGGCCCGCGCCAUAGAUGCCCACCGCAAGUACUGGGGCUGCCUGCGCCAGGCUGAGCCGCAGGGGCCCCCGGCGGAGGAGGGGGAUGAGGGGCAGGGGGCUCCCGGGGCCCCCCCGGCGCCGCCGCCGGAGCCCCCCGAGGAGGCGCUGGCACGAGCCGAGCGGGACGUGACCCGGCCCCGGCCCCCCGCCCGCACCGGGCUGCUCUACGACGAGAGGAUGACGGAGCACUACAACAUGUGGGACAGCCAGCACCCCGAGGUGCCGCAGCGGGUGACGCGCAUCAUGGAGCGCCUGGCGGAGCUGGGGCUGGCGGAGCGCUGCCUGCGGCUGCCCCCCCGCGAGGCCCUGCCCCACGAGCUGCACGCCGUGCACACGCCGGCGUACGUGGCGGGGCUGGCGGCCACGGCGGGGCUGGGCCCGCGGGAGCUGCGCCGGGCGGCCGCCCGCUUCCCCUCGGUGUUCCUGUGCGCCCGCUCGGCCGCCUGCGCCCGCCUGGCCGCGGGGGCUGCCUGCGCCGCCGUCGCCGCCGUCCUCGGUGCCCAGGUGCGCAACGCGGUGGCGGUGGUUCGCCCCCCCGGGCACCACGCGGAGCCCGACGCCGCCGGCGGCUUCUGCCUGCUCAACUCGGCGGCCGUGGCGGCCCGGCACGGGCAGCGCCUGGCGGGGGGGCGCCUGCGGGUGCUCAUCGUGGACUGGGACGUUCACCACGGCAACGGCACCCAGCGCAUCUUCGAGGACGACCCCAGCGUGCUCUACGUGUCGCUGCACCGCCACGACGGCGCCUUCUUCCCCGGGGGGGGCGCCGGGGGGGGCGCCCGGACGGGCCGGGGCCGCGGCCGCGGCUUCACCCUCAACGUGGGCUGGGCGGGGCCCCGGGCCGCCGACGGCGACUACCUGGCCGCCAUGGAGCGCCUCGUCCUGCCCGUGGCCUACCAGUUCGCCCCCGAGCUGGUGCUGGUGUCGGCGGGCUUCGACGCGGCGCGCGGGGACCCGCUGGGCGGCUGCCAAGUGUCGCCGGAAGCCUUCGGCCUCAUGACCCACCUGCUGGCGGGGCUGGGGGGGCGCCUCGUCCUCAUCCUCGAGGGCGGCUACAACCUGGGGGCGACGGCGGAGGGGGUGGCGCAGUGCACGCGGGUGCUGCUGGGCGACCCCCCCCCGGCGCCGCCCCCCCCGGCGCCCCCCCAGCCCGGCCCCCUGCGCGCCCUGGAGCUGACGCGCGGCGCCCACUGGGCCGCCUGGGCCUGCCUGCGCCUGCCGCCCCGGCCCCCCGCCCCCCCGGCGGAGGAGGAGCCCCCCGAGGAGCAGGGCUCGGCCGGCGACACGCCCUGUGAUGACAUCACGCACGAUGAUGACAUCACCGGCGGCCAUGACAUCGCUCCCGGCGACGACACCCCACGCGACAGUGACCUCACGCCCCGCGAUGACCUCACGCCCCGCGAUGACAUCAUGCGCCUGGGGGAGCUCCGCCUGGGGGACCCCCCCGGCCCUGCCCCCCCCGAGGGCGGGGCCAGCACCCAGCCGGGGGCGGGGCUCCCUCCGGCUGACCACGCCCCCCAGGACCCCCCCGGACUGCUGGAGGAGGCGGCUGGACCCCUCCCCUCCCCCACGGGCCUGGAGGAGGAGCUGGCGGAGGGGCUGCUUUUUGCCGUGGCCCCCCUGCGCGGGUGCCCCCACGUCGGGGCAGUGGCGCCGGUGCCGGGGGGGGGCCUGGCCGCCGCCCCCUGCGAGGCCUGCGGGAGCCGCCGGGAGCCCUGGCUCUGCCUCAGCUGCUACCGGGUGCUGUGCGGGCGCUACGUGGGGGGGCACAUGCUGGAGCACGGCUCCGCCUCCGGCCACGCCCUGGUGCUGAGCUACAGCGACCUAUCGGCUUGGUGCUACAGCUGCCAAUCAUACGUCCACCACCCGGCCCUGCUGCCGGCCAAGACCCUCCUGCACCGCCUCAAGUUCGGCGUCGACCCCCCCGACCUCCCCGCUCUGACCCCGCCCCCCAUCUCUUAAAAGGGCUACGCCACGUGCCCCCCCCCCCCCCGGCCGCACCAGCAGCUCCAGCACCAGCAGCGGCCCCUCACCCCCCCCCAAAGCAACACGGGGGGAAACUGAGGCACGGGGGGGGGGGGUUGCCCCCCCCCCCGCUCAUUUUUAAGCCCCCCCCGAGAGCGACGCGUGCUUUUUUUUAAUCCGCUUGUUUGUAACGGGAGACACGAAAUAAAGUACAAAGGCUGCGAA